UCCCAUAAUCCUUAGUUAAUUAAAUAUUUUAAAAAGCUACUUAAAACAAUUUAGACAAUAAGUUUUAAUUUUUAAAAAAAAACAAACAAUUAAACCAAAAAAAACAAAGAAAGAAUUUUCUCCCUUCUUCCCUCUUUCAACCAUUUUAGGCUUUUAACCUCCUUCAAACACCAUCCACCACCACCGCCAUAACCACCUUCUUCACCACAAACCCACUUUUCGUCGUCAUUUCUUCUUUCCAAUUCAUCACAUAAAUCUCCAUUUCAUCCAUCCUUAUUUGGUUCUUUUUAUCUUAUUUUUAUUGAACAGAAAAUGGAGCUCCGAUUUUGUUUCUUAGUUGCACUCACAAAGCAUACAAGAUCGUCACUGGUGAGAUCAGUCGAUUUGUGAGGAACCAGAAAGAAUUCUCCAGCAUUGAAGUAUAAGGUGAAUUAAACAAUAUUGUCCUUUUGAUUUUAAGAGCAUGCACAUGUACAGAGAUCUUGGUUCUUGUGAAUAUUGAGAAUCUGCAAGUUUACUCCAUUGUACUAAACGUUUAUGAUUUGGGUAUAAAUGUUUCGAAAAACUAGAUAACAGUUUGAUACAGUCGCGAUGCAAAAGACAAAGAAAAAAUGUCCGCAAUCAUCCCAAGAAGACUGGUUAGAAUACUUGGAUGCUUGUCUACCAGCGUUAGUAAUACCUAUUGGUUCUCGAUUCCAAGUGAAUGUGCCGGAAUGGAAGGGGGCGCCUAACGAAACGCGUGUAAAUGGUGAUUCAGAUACUUCAAAGUGGUCAGGUACCAGAAUCUGGCCACUUGAAAAUGAGAAUAAAGAUUCAGAAUUUGAAAUCGGAAAGGGAAGGCCUAGUUUUUGCGGUUGCUUUUCUCCCGGUACUCCAAUCUGUGUAAAGCUACACAUUUCCAAAGCGAAAACUAAGUUGCAAGCAGAACUUGGUCCCGCAUUUGAGAGUUGGAAAUUCAACGAGAUGGGUGAAUAUGUUGAGAGGUCUUGGAGCUCAAAGCAAAAGAAGAGAUUUGAUAGCCUCGUCAAGGCAAAUCCAGUGUCGAAAAACAAGAGUUUUCUGCAGCCAGCUAUGUCGGCCUUCCCAUCCAAGACCAGGAUGGAUAUCGCAAAUUAUUAUCUUAACGUGUAUAUUCCUAGGCGCAUUGGCAUGUUAACUCGGUCAGGAAGAAAAGUGCUCGAUAGCGAUGAUGAAGAAGUUGGCAAUGCCGAGAAUUCUCUCAAAAUAACUGUGCACGAUAGCGAUGAUAGUACAAAACUUGUGAAGCCACAUUACUUGACUGGCAGAAGAUGACACAAUAUACUCGGUUGGUAUCUUACUGAACUGCUCUUUUGAAGUUCCCUUGUAGUUCAGAAGAUUUCCUUUGUUCUUAUGUUCAUAAGUGUUACACAAAUCACAAAGGUGUUCUCAAAUAGAAGUAUCUGAUACUAGGAGUAGCAAAAUAUUUUGGCCUGAACUUUUGGUCACAUAUCUUGAUGGGGAUUUUGUUUUGAUUACCUUGAUUGAAUGUUUUUGUGCAUUAGUUAAAGAUCUAUGUUAUGUUUCCAAUUAUGAUGUAUAGUUGUAGAUGUUUGCAAUUAAACGUCAAUUAGAAACGGCAUCUUAUGAUAUUAUGAAGGUAAU
Amaranthus tricolor (Joseph's coat) is the source of this 1623-nucleotide messenger RNA. RefSeq names its product AT-rich interactive domain-containing protein 1-like. NCBI's taxonomy places the organism in Eukaryota, Viridiplantae, Streptophyta, Magnoliopsida, Caryophyllales, Amaranthaceae. Bases 592 to 1293 code for a protein of 233 amino acids. The transcript is spliced from 2 exons. The record is from RefSeq and is a predicted model, not a curated record.